CACGGUCCCAACAGACACGUGAGAGACGCCAGCGCCGCACGAUCAAACUUGAUCGGACAACUCACUGGGAGGUUUGCGCUAGCUAGAAAUCAGUCGGUCUAAGUGAAAGUUUUCCUUUCUUUAUUUCCCUAAAAAGGAAGAAUCAUGUUCGAAAAAAGGUAAAUUCUGAAAAUUGUGACUCCUUUACAAACAUACCUUUUUUAUGUUUGUGUAUGUACAACUAUGCAAUCCAAGCAUCACCAUUUCCUCUUCCUCUAGUCUAGUCUAGAAAAAAGGGGGUCCAGCGGCCGUGCUGUUGUUCCCCACUGUCCUUCGAGAAGGGAAGCGCCACCGGUCACAUCCCCGUUAGCCGCCGGCGCCCGUCGCCGCCGUAAACCAGACGAAGAUCUGACCUGGCCGUGUCCCCUGCCUAGCCCUUCCUCUUCCGCUCCAUGGAGGAGGUGGAGAAGGGGGAGAUCUUCAAGAUGAACACCAAGCCGCGAGCUCCAUGAAGGAGGUGGAGGAGGGUGAGAUCUUCGAGAGGAACACCAAGUUGAGGCUGGAUAACCAUCCGGAGGCGACGGCAGAGGCGGCCAGCCUAUUCACCGACGACAUCAUCCUAGAGAUCCUCUCCCACCUCCCGGCCAGAUCUGUCCACCGCUUCAAGUGCAUCUCCGUGUCCUGGCGCAACCUCAUCGCCGACCCCGCCAACCACAAGAAGCUCCCCCAAACCCUCGCUGGCUUCCUCUACUUCACCACCGACGACAGCGGGCAUCACCACCACUUCGCCAGCGUCUCCGGCAGGGCACCCCCGUUCGACCCUUCCCUCCCUUACCUGCAACCUAACAAGUACAAGGACAUGACCCAGGUAGACGCCUGCAAUGGCCUCCUUCUCUACCGCGGCAGCAACAACAAGUUGGUCGCUUGGAAUUGGGCAAAGGACGAUUUCCGUUUUGUUGUGUGCAAUCCGGUCACAGGGAGGUGGGUAGAACUUCCCCCUUCACCGCAGUCGGCGGAAAACAGAUUUAGCUGUAUUGCAGGUCUGGCUUUUGAUCCCGCAGUCUCAUCCCAUUUUCACGUUCUUCACUUCGAGCAGACCUUUCAGGGAUCUUACAUCACAGCAGUGAACAUCUACUCAUCGCGGACAAGAGCAUGGACUCGCAGAGAUAGUGGGAUGGUUGAGAAAGUGGUGCUGUUCUAUCUCACUAGAUGUGUAUUUGUCGGCGGUAUAAUGUACCUGAUGGGCAUCCAUAAAGGCAUUAACGAAGAGAAUGUGCUGGUGGGUGUGGACAUGGAAGUGAAAGUGUGGAAGAUUAUCCGUGUGCCGUACAGUUCAGGAGUUGGCACGCUUGGAUCAUCGCAGGGGUGCUUACACUUUGCUAUAGCUUCUUCCAUUGAUAAUAUUGAACUCUGGUGCCUCAAGGAUUGUGACAGUAAAGAAUUGGUCCUGAAGAAUACCGCCAGCAUCGGUAAGCUUACGAGCAUGACUAGGAAGUGGUAUAGUGUGGCUGAGAUUCAUCCAGAUUGUGACACCAUUUUCCUGGUUUCAUGGGAAGGUGAUGCCUUGGCAGCGUACGAUAUGCAACAUCAGAAAGUUGGUUGUAUCCUUAAUGUUGAGAUAAACAUAGGACAACGGCAGCGGUUUCUAUCCUAUGUUCCUCUGUUUUUAGAGUCAUUAGCAGAUGCAGAUGGGCAGUAGUGUGACCUCUGAACCACCCUUGUGCUUCCUCCAAAAAUUGGAUCUUUUGUCGGCUGAAGUACUUGUUUGUGUACCGCUGAAUUUGCUUGAAUCAUGCCGCCCAAUUUGCUGGUGCUUGCACUCCUGUUUGGUUGAUUUCCAGUUCAGAACAAUGCCUGGUAAACCUAUAGAUUAAGCAUAAUGUCAUUUCCGAAGAAAAUUGUUACCCAUGUUCUUGUUUACCAAGCACUGGUUGUUGUUCUGGACAUGUAUUAGUUCCAUGGGGCUAUGUUAUUACUGUAAUCAGCCUUCUUGUCCAUAAUAAUCAGUUAUUAUGAUUAUCCUAAAGCUUCAAUCAUACUGGUUACCUGUGCCAUGUCUAGUUGACCUUAUUCAUUCUGUAUUUUGGUAAAACACUGCCUUUGAGCAAGUUCCUUCUAUAUAUGUUUUCUGUAGCUAA
This is a messenger RNA of Aegilops tauschii subsp. strangulata, 2117 nucleotides long. Its product is annotated as F-box protein At1g53790-like. Gene Ontology annotation, molecular function: protein binding. NCBI's taxonomy places the organism in Eukaryota, Viridiplantae, Streptophyta, Magnoliopsida, Poales, Poaceae. The record is from RefSeq and is a predicted model, not a curated record.